Diabrotica balteata is the source of this 1641-nucleotide messenger RNA. The record is from the annotation of a GenBank genome assembly. NCBI's taxonomy places the organism in Eukaryota, Metazoa, Arthropoda, Insecta, Coleoptera, Chrysomelidae.
AUGCUACUAAACACAAUUUGUGAUACUGGGGAACAGUUUAGUCAAGGAUCCAGGUCUCCCAUUGCAGAGGCAGUAUUUCAACACCUAGUUAAUGAAAAAGGUAUUGCAAAAGAUUGGAUUAUUGAUAGUGCUGCUAUAGGUUCUUGGCAUAUUGGAAAACAACCUGAUUCAAGAGCUAGACAGAUUUUACAGAAUCAUAAAGUGCAGUACAAUGGCAGAGCUAGACAAAUCCAGAAAAAUGACUUCAAUGAGUUUGACUUCAUUUUUGGUAUGGAUGAAGACAAUAUGUCAGAUCUAGAAACACGAGCUCCAAAGGGAAGUAAGGCCAAACUUUUGCUUCUUGGAGAGUUCGACCCACAAGGCGAAAGAAUUAUUAGGGAUCCAUAUUAUGAUGAUGGUUCUGAAGGAUUUGAGAAAUGUUAUCAGCAGUGCCUAAGAGCUUGUGGAGCAUUCUUGGAGCAAAACUCCUAAAUUUACAAAUUGAGUGUUGUGAAAUAAAUACCAGUUGAAAUAGGACGUUUAUACAUUUUUAUAAAAUAGUCUUUUUACUGCCUUCGAGAGUUGUUUGGGUAUCAAUUAGGGUUAGAAUUAUUUUUUAUAGAAUUAUGUAUAUAGUAUGAUAAUGGAAAGGAAAAUCAAAUUAAAAACCUUGAAUAGUCACAUAACAUGCAAAAUAUGUAGGGGAUAUCUCAUAGAUGCCACAACAGUUACCGAAUGUCUGCAUACUUUUUGCAAGACUUGUCUAGUAAAACACUUAGAGGAAAAUAAUACUUGUCCAACAUGUUCUAUAGUGAUACAUCAGUCCCAUGCCCUCCAAUACAUAAGCUUUGAUAGGACUAUGCAGGAUAUUGUAUAUAAAUUAGUACCAGAUUUGCAAAAAGAUGAAACUAAUCGAGAGAAGGAGUUCUACAGGCAAAGAGGUUUACCUUAUCCCAAAGAUAUACCCCUAACAAACGGUGACGUUAACGGUGAUGAUAAUCAUGCUGAUGCUAGCCACGCUGAAAAUGAUUACCACAGGCAAGAUGAACAAGUGAAUUUAUGUUUGGAAUGUAUUAGUUCAAAUUUGAAAUCGCUGAAAAGGAGAUUCAUUCGAUGUUCUGCUCAAGCGACGAUUUCACAUUUAAAAAAGUUUGUAGCUAAAAAGGUUCUAGACGGAAUAGAUAAGUAUAGGGAUAUUGACAUACUGUGUAACGAUGAACUAUUAGGCAAAGAUCACACUUUGAAGUUUGUCUAUGUGACGAGGUGGCGGUUUCAGAAUCCUCCCCUGAUAUUACAAUAUAGGCCAAGGAUUGAUAUAUGAUUCUUACGGCUAUUGUAUAUUCUCGAGACUGAUCAGUUUAACAAAAGUGAUUAAUGUCAAUGUGUGUGUUUAAUAUAUAGAUAUACAGAUCGUCAAACAGAGAAACAAGUUUUAAUCAAGCACUCAUAUAUUGUAAAAAUAGACGCAGGACCAAUUUGAAGAUGUCUGUAUAAGUUUAUGCAAGUUGCUUCUCAUAUUUAGUUACUAGUAAAUUAUUAAUAUAUGUUGAUGUGACCACCAGUGAUGGUAUUGCAUCACUGCUAUCAGUAAUAAUAUUUUCACUCUUUUUUUGAUGACUUCAAAAAGUAUUAUUCAUACUUCUUCUUACUGCGCCGUCUCCC